AUGACUCUAGCUGAAAAAGACGACGAUACGGCCUCCAUCCAUACCGUCUCCACCGAGCCAGCCACCUUGGAGGAGCGUUUCGAAACCCCACCGAGCCAGCAGCAGCGCCGACAUCUGCAACAAAGUCUGGAAACCCCCUCCGAUCGCCUCCUAUCUUCCCAUGCAGAUUCGGAACUCGACAUAGAGGACCUUCUUCUGGACCUGUGUGAGCCACGAGGAUUCUGCUGGAACUCGAGUGAUGGCGGCAUCCUGUGA
Molecule: messenger RNA, 255 nt
Organism: Penicillium daleae
Lineage: Eukaryota; Fungi; Ascomycota; Eurotiomycetes; Eurotiales; Aspergillaceae
Exons: 1
Coding region: 1-255 (84 amino acids)
Source: RefSeq, a predicted model, not a curated record